Messenger RNA from Penicillium manginii, 900 nucleotides. Its product is annotated as syntaxin. The record is from RefSeq and is a predicted model, not a curated record. Gene Ontology annotation, biological process: intracellular protein transport; exocytosis; vesicle fusion. Gene Ontology annotation, molecular function: SNAP receptor activity; SNARE binding. The transcript has 4 exons. Gene Ontology annotation, cellular component: SNARE complex; plasma membrane; endomembrane system. The coding region runs from base 1 to 900 and encodes 299 amino acids. Lineage: Eukaryota; Fungi; Ascomycota; Eurotiomycetes; Eurotiales; Aspergillaceae.
AUGAGCUAUCAGAGUCUCGGUGAUAACCAAGGUGGCUACGGCCAAUAUGACCCCUAUGGCGCGCAACAGAACCCCUACGCCCAGCAGCAACAAAGCUACGGAUACGGUGGCGCUGCCGAGCAGGGCAAUGGCGGAUAUGAAAUGUCCAACAUGCAGCAGCAAUCCGGCGGUGGCCCCACAGCCAUCCUGAACAAGUGCAAGGAAAUGAACGACGGCAUUAACCAGCUCCGCACCAAGCGCGAAACCUCCCUCGUCCCCGCCCAAAACACCCUCCUCGACAGCGCAACCAGCAAGGAAGACCAAGUCGCGCGCCAAAAUGUCGACUACAUUGAAGACGAGAUCAACACCGCCCUGCGCUACCUGCGCGAUCAGUUCAAGCGCAUCAAGGAGACCCCCGGCUCUGGUGACCAGCGCGUCUCCGGCCAGGUCGAGAACGUGAACCGUAACCUCCGCCGCGAGAUCGAGCAGUACCAGCGCACCCAGUCGGAUUUCCGGAAGCGCUUGGAAGAGCAGAUUCGCCGACGUUACGAGAUUGCCAACCCUGAAGCCACCCCCGAGGAAUUGGAGCAAGGUGUACAGAAUGUGAUGGCUGGACAAGAACAAGCUUUUAUGACCCCCGGAACCCGAUCCCGCCAGGCCAACGAUGCCCGCCAAGCGACUAUGGAGCGAUCCGCCGCGAUCCGCAAGAUCGAGCAGGACAUGAUCGCACUCGGCCAGCUGUACCAGGAGGUUGCGGAGCUCGUGCACCAGCAGGAGCCGGCCGUUACGCAGAUUGAGCAGGGCGCCGAGGAGACACACCGCAAUGUGCAGGCGGCCAACACCAAGUUGGACAGCGCUAUUACCAGUGCCCGUAAUGCUCGCAAGUGGAAGUGGUAUGCGUUGAUCAUCGUUAGUAAGUAG